AUUAUAACACAGUAUAAAAAUAACGAUGGUUAUCACUACUUUUUGUUUAGUUUCGUACAUCUUUGCCAUAACCUUGGUUGGCUGUUUGGGAAUAAUUAUUGCCAUUACGGCCUAUUUGUUUUAUCUUCACAAAAUCAACGAUCAUUUACCUGGACCGCCGCGUUCGAGUUUCAUAUGGGGUCAUCUGCCUGAACUUUGGAAAUACAAACAAGAAACUGGUAGAAUAACAAGCGAAUUUCUUCUUCAAAAGUUUCUCGAAUACGGCCCAUUAUUCGUAUUAUUCUUUUUUCAUAGGCCAAUUGUAUUCCUGGGGGACUCAAACUAUUUGCGACAUGUUUUUAUCAACAAUCAUAAGAACUUGCGUAAACCUUCGGCCUUAUAUCAUAAAAUAGGUUUUAUCUUUGGCGAGAGGGGUGCUGGUUAUGGACUAGUCGUGAAUACGGACGAAGCUUCAUGGCGCAAACGACGACAAAUUAUGAACCCAGCUUUUCAUCGGAAGUGCCUAAAAAAUUUCAUAAGCAACUUCAAUGAUGUUUGUAAUAGGUUUUUGACCCACAUUGACACAAUUGUGGAUGGUGGUAAGCCAACCAGUAUGGUUCAGGAAUUUGCAAAUGUUACAUUGGAAGUCAUCAGCCAAGUGUCAUUCAACAUUAAUACCCAUGCUAUUGAGGACCCAGAAUCACCAUUUCCGGAAGCAAUUCGGCACUACCUAAGAGGAGUGCAGGCCAAUGCAGAGAUUCCCCUCAACCCUACCAUACUGGCAAUAUUUCAGUUCAAACCAUUUCAAAAUGCUACCCAAAGAAAGCAAAUUGAAGUUGCAAAAUUUCUUAGAAAAUUUGCCUCUGAUUGUGUCACAACACGAAUGAAAGACAUUGCAAAUAACAGCAUAGUCCCUAAUGAUUUGUUAAGCAUUUUGAUUAAAGAUGGUAGUUUAUCACUGGAUGAAGUAAUUGAUGAGUUCUUAACCAUAUUCAUUGCUGGACAGGAAACAACAGCAAAUGCAUUGUCAUUUACCCUGUAUGAAAUCAUUAGAAAUCCACAUGUUGAAGCAAAGCUUCUUAAUGAGAUUAACAAAGUGUUGGAUGGGCGAGAUAAUGUUGAGUUUAAUGAUUUGGCCAAACUAACAUAUCUUGGUCAGGUUUUAGAUGAAGGUUUAAGAAAGUACCUGUAGCACAGCACCUUCAAGAAUGUGGUGAAGAUAUUACAGUUGG
Molecule: messenger RNA, 1211 nt
Organism: Dendronephthya gigantea
Lineage: Eukaryota; Metazoa; Cnidaria; Anthozoa; Malacalcyonacea; Nephtheidae
Product: cholesterol 24-hydroxylase-like
Exons: 1
Coding region: 26-1171 (381 amino acids)
Biological process (GO): cholesterol catabolic process
Molecular function (GO): cholesterol 24-hydroxylase activity; iron ion binding; heme binding
Source: RefSeq, a predicted model, not a curated record